CAAGCUAGCAAUGUCCAAAAUCAAGAACAUAAUUUGGCCUCAAGUGAUUUUAUUUGGCGACUCGAUCACACAGUUUUCAUUCCAACCUAAUGGAUGGGGUUCCGAAAUUGCAAAUCAACUAGCCAGGAUUCACGUGAUAUUCAAUAACUAUGGUAACCAACAUAAGAUUUGGACCCAACUUCUUCCUCCUGUUGAGAACACAAGGAACCAUUGAAAUUGUAAAAAGCCACCCACGGACCCCUCCACAUCAAUCCCACCCCAACAACCAGUAUACAGUAUCAGUUCUCUGUCUGAACUAGCUACAAAUUUAUAACGGGAAAAUGUGAUUCUCCAUUACAGGAUAGGUACUGUUUGGUGAAGCACAGGUCAUUUACCACUAACCUUAACUUGGCAAUGUUAUCAUCGAUCUCGAUUCUGCCAAACAUGUUUCUUCUAAAAUGUGGUUCGUGGUUUGAAUUUGGAAAAUGCUCAGUUACUCAAAUAAAUUAUUUGCUCCAUGAAGUAAUCCUAAACUGUGUACGCUGCCAUCUUGUCUAUUUCAAAUCCUCUCUCAUUGAUCGAGAUGGAUUACUUCAUGGAGCAAAGCAUUUAUGUAUUUUAAUAACGGAGCAUUUUCUACAUUUUUUAAACGAACCAAAGUUUUUGUUGUUGUCUGGUCACAGACUGCUGAUGUGCUGUGCACUGAAGUCCACAAGUGAAUGGGAAAGAAAAUGUGACGUUGUGAACAGAGGGUUGUCAGGCUACAACUCCAGGUGGGCAAAGAUUGUCUUGCCUCGCCUCAUCUCCAAGGACAGUGCUUCAAGCAACCACAUAGCUGCUGUCACGGUCUUCUUUGGUGCCAACGACUGUGCUUUAGAAGAUAAGAACCCACAGCAGCACAUCCCAUUGCAGGAGUACUCCGAGAACCUGAAGGACAUUGUCAAACACCUGGGGUCUGUGGGUGUGUCUGCAGACAAGGUCAUCUUCAUCACUCCUCCACCUCUGCAUGAGCCAGCCUGGGAGAAGGAGUGUGUCCUGAAAGGUAGUGCUCUGAACCGUCUCAACUCUGUGGCUGGCCAGUAUGCCCAGGCCUGUGUGCAGGCUGCCGGUCAGUGUGGGGCAGACGUGCUGGACCUCUGGACUCUCAUGCAGAAAGAUGGACAGGACUUCACAGGCUACCUCUCAGACGGGCUCCAUCUCUCUGAGAAGGGGAACCAGUUUGUGUCACAGCAUCUGUGGACGCUGUUGAAGAGCAGGGUGGAGGAGUUGCCCUUCAUCCUGCCUUACUGGGGCGACGUAGACCCUAAACAGCCAGAGAGUGGUCUACUGUGUGACUGAUGGCCCUCAGGCUGAGUGAGAGGGGAAGGGUAGAGAUGGGGCCUCAGGUCCACCCAGUUAUGUCCACUGGUCGGCUACGGUAAUGGGAUGACAAAGGGGUUGGAAUCAGUCCUCAUUCCAUACGACUGAAAUAUAUAAAACCACGAUAUGAAAUGUUUUUAAAUGUUCUUUUUAAAUUUCCUGAGGUCUGUGUUGAAACACUAUUUUUUAGAAUGUGUGUGUUCACUGUAAGCAAGAAGCCAGUUUCAAGUGGGCAUACACAUUUUAUUCAUCCAGGUCAUUGAGUACACCCUGCACAUGAAACAGGACAGUCAGAAGACAUAUGGAGUCGAGUUUCCCCUCGCAUCUCAGAGCUAAUACUAUGAUGUAGGCUUAUACUCACGAUAUCUGUGGACAAUAGGCUAUUAUAACAAAGCUGCAGAAUGCCCUUGGCCCACAAGCAAACAUUUCAACAUAUACGCAAGUACUCAUCACCUAAUAUACAGGAAAUGGUGAAAAGAUUCUACAAGCUGAUAGGUAUUCAUUCAUCAUUGGCACGAGAAUAUUCCAAAGAAGGGCUUACGGAGCUUAGAAAUAGCAGUUCCCAUUAGUAAGCACAAUUUUCAUCUGGGGUGAUUGUGACAUUCCCGUUGCCUACAGUACAUACAGAAAUAAGGAGCAGUGGUCAAAAUGAAAACAUGUAGGCUCAACUUCAGAAACGAGGCACUAGUGUUGUGGAUUUAAAAAAAUUAAAUAAAUCAGAAGUUGGUCAACAAAUAA
This is a messenger RNA of Oncorhynchus keta (chum salmon), 2076 nucleotides long. RefSeq names its product isoamyl acetate hydrolyzing esterase 1 (putative) (gene iah1). Gene Ontology annotation, molecular function: hydrolase activity, acting on ester bonds. Bases 394 to 1317 code for a protein of 307 amino acids. Lineage: Eukaryota; Metazoa; Chordata; Actinopteri; Salmoniformes; Salmonidae. The transcript has 7 exons. The record is from RefSeq and is a predicted model, not a curated record.